Teleopsis dalmanni is the source of this 1925-nucleotide messenger RNA. Its product is annotated as protein telomere ends associated-like. The transcript is spliced from 11 exons. NCBI's taxonomy places the organism in Eukaryota, Metazoa, Arthropoda, Insecta, Diptera, Diopsidae. The record is from RefSeq and is a predicted model, not a curated record. Bases 84 to 1925 code for a protein of 613 amino acids.
AACUGUCUGUUGAAAUUUCUUUAAUUUUAGCGGGAAAUUCAUAAAUAAUAACACUAAAUUGUUGAAUACAGGCGGAAUUAAAAAUGCCUCCCAGAAAGCGAAAAAAUGUUAAACAAACCAAAAUUACUGAUACGAUGGGAAUUAAGACAAAAAAAGCACAAACUAGUCCAAAACCAAAGGAGGAUAUAAGUCUGCAAGAAAAACCCCGUGAAGAAUUAAAAACUCGAUCAGUCUUUCCAGUCACGAUCGACGAGUUCAUUGAAAAUACAAACAUAAUCGAUUUAAUUAAAGAUUAUAUUAAAGAUAAAUAUUCAACAGCCUUAGAAACAUAUCUCACGGAACCAGAAAUCAUGAGCAGGGUAAAAAAUACAUAUAACGUUUUUUACAAAAGACCACAACGACGAUGUAUGGCACCAAUGAAAUAUGUUCGCAUCACUAGUGACUGUGAUGAAAAUACAAAACAACGUUUGUUUAAAAUUCCAGAAUAUUAUAAACAUUUGUGUGAAAAUAAAGAUAAUGAACAUCAAAGCGUAAAACAAAGUUUAAAGAAACAAGAUAGUUCUCCAGAUAAAAAUAUAAAUAGCGUUAGCGAUAAAAAGAUAUUAGAAGAAAAGAUCCUGGGACUAAAGAGCAUUAUAUCAAAUUUUGAUGCUAAUAACAAAGAAACAAAUGAAAAAGUGUGCAACCUUCCAGUCAGUUUUGAAACGUUUAAAAGGUUCACAUUUCACAAUGAUGUUAUUGAUAACAUUUGCCAAAGCAUAAAGGAGUUGGAGUAUGAGUUGCCAAUUUCAAAUAUAUCAAAAGAAGAAUUAUUUGAUAAUAAUAAAUUACUUCGGAGUUACUACAAAACAUUUUACAUGCAAACGGUUAUUCGGACAAUAUUUCCAUUGAAAAUAAAACCAUGUCCGGGACGUUUAAAGGACAAACUUUUGAAAUAUCCAGAAAUUACGUCAGAUCAUGAAGAGCCUACAGUAAGUAAUAGAGAUGCUAUAAAUGCUAAUACGAAGGAACAUUUAAAUAAGAAAACAAAAUUAGGAAGCAUGAAAGAAGAUAAAAAUAUGGAAAAAUGUUCAUUAGCAUUAGAAAUUAAGGCACCGGAAGAUAAUGCUGUCGAGAAAUCUCUAUUACAUCACCAAAAACAGAAUAUGCCAAAGACUUUAUCACCAACACCAUGUCGAGCACAAAUGAAGGCAAAACCCUUGACAUUUCCGAACAAAAUUUUUAAUGUUGAUUCCGACUCCACGACAAGUAAUGAUAAUGACGAAAUUUUUGAAGGCAGUGCAAAUGUAACGGUGGUGGAACGAAUUGAUCAGGAUAAUGCUGUCGAGAAAUCUAUGAUACAUCAACAAAAUCAGAAGACACCAAAGUCAAAAGUCUUGCCGUUUCCAAACAAAAAUGUUGGUUCCGAUAAUGAUUCAACGAACAGUGAUGAGAAUGAAGAAGAUAUUAUAAAUGUACCAGUGGUAAAACCUAUCGGCAACAAAACUAAAUUAAAUCAAUCCAAUGAGAAUGCUAAUCAACACGUAACAAAUCUUCAAAAAGAAACAAAAACUCCGGAAUCAAGUCCACUCAUAAAUGUUUCCUUGCAGACACGAGAUACCCUUGACGAGAGUAAACAAAAAAGGCUUCAACAAACAAUCACACAUGAUGAUUCGAAAUACGUACUGAAAUUUCAAGACUUCGUUAAGAGUACCAAUAUUUUAGACCUUUUAAGAAAUUCGAGCGAUUCUACUGAUGAUUACUUAGUGAAUUUAGCAUACGAAUAUUACAUCAAAUUUGUUACUAAUCCUGUUAAUCCAAAUGUGGAACUAUUUAAAGAUUUGAUGAUACAUGCAAACGAAAAAUCAGUAAAAUCAUUUUAUACUAUAUAUACUCAAAAUAAAAAAGACUCAUCUAAAGAAGUAAAGGCUAUAGAAGAUAUGUAA